UAUCAAUAGUGUUAAUGCAAUGGCGCUAGCAGCUGCUUCUAGCCGGACUUAUCGCACCGCGUAUCUCUCCAUGGUUUGGAGAAUAGGUGGUGACUGAUUCCGCUGACAGCAAACUGCCAUCAGUUCCCGAUCGGUUCGCAACCACUGAAGGUUAACGCCACAACGUACAGUGCAAGGGAGGUAUUCGCCAUGAACAAACCACCGGUUCUGUUUUGCAUUUUGCUGUUGCUACUGCAUGUUGCACCGAGCAAACAGCAGGUGUCCACACCAUCCGAUCCACACUACUGGGCAGGUGUGGUAGAAUUCCGAUCCGACCGGGCAUCCGGUGAAACGGUUGUCAUCAGCACUGCGAACCGCCUGGAACAGUAUAUAGACAUUAUUAAUUCGGGCGAAGCAAACGUUACCGAUGUGCUUGUGUUUCCGGAAGGUACACUAAAUGGCUACGAAACCGCAUCCUUUGUACCGCAUCCACAGGAACAAAUUGUACCGUGCAACAACCUGCAGUACGAACGGGUUGUGCGUGACAUUUCCUGUGCGGCACGCAACCGUAAAAAGUACAUCGUGAUUAAUCUGACCGAAAAGGCGAAAUGUCCCGAGCAGCUGGAUACGCGUCCCUGCAGCCCGGAUGGGUUGUAUCGUUUCAACACGAACGUCGCCUUCGACCGGGAGGGUGCGGUCGUGUCACGCUACCGAAAGUUCAAUCUGUUUGGUGAGGCUGGAAUUAAUACGACGACGUACCCGGAGAUUGUGAGCUUCGAGACGGAUUUCGGGGUAAAGUUUGGGCACUUCAUCUGCUUCGACCUGAUGUUCAACGAACCCGCCCUCGAGCUGGUCCGGUUGGGCGUUACGGAUUUCAUCUUCCCGACGAUGUGGUUCUCGGAACUGCCCUUCCUAACAGCGUCACAGAUUCAACAAGGAUGGGCAUUCUCGAACAAUGCGAACCUGCUAGCGGCCGGUGCAAGCUUCCCGGGUGUUGGCAGUACCGGUACGGGUGUAUAUUCCGGUCGGCGUGGUGCAAUCACGACCGUCAUGAAUCACGAACCACAAACUAAAUUGUACGUUGUGCAGGUUCCUAAAAUGAAUUUCCCGAAUGCGGCCAUUAGCAAGAUACCGCAACCGAAAGGUACACCGGCCGAGAUGGCGAAACUGUUUCUCAAACGGGACCAGAUCGAUAAGUACACUACGAAGGAUCUUCCGAUGACAUCGAACGCGCAGCUGGAAGAGCGUGUUUGCUAUCAAAGCCAUUGCUGCAACUUUACCAUCAAUUAUAGCGUGAAAUCAAAUCUACAAAACACGAACUACUAUCGCUACAAGCUAGCUGCGUAUGAUGCCGGUCGUACGUUUGAUGGUUUUGCCGAUGGCCAGAUUACGACCUGUGCGAUAUUUGCUUGCUCUUCCGCCAACUAUAGUGACUGCUCGGGACGGUUCGGUGCGAACGAAGUGUACGAGGAAGCGGUCACGUUCAAUGCCAUCACCAUAGUGGCUAAGUUCGCGGACAAUUCGGAAACGUUUGUGCUACCGAACAACGUCGACACCAGUAUCGUACCGUUCGACGUGUCGGACACGGAAUACCUCGUCGUUCCGAGCGUGGGCGAUCCAACACCUCAUAACAUUGUGACUUACAAACUGAACAACGCUCAUUCGGAUCUCUUCACGUUCGCUAUCUGGGCGCGUAAGUUCGAGCGUCAUGCAAGCGCUGGCGCUAAUCCUUCCAGCCUGGUCCCGACGUUAGUAUUGAUUGCGGUUGGUGUGGCGGGUUUGGUGAAGAAUUUGUGGUGAUUUUAAUAGCAUCCGCUACUUCCAGCACUACCAUUCGCAUUGACGAACUGUAAUUAUCACUCCUCAUCAUGAUGAUCACUUUCAUACACGCUACUCUCAUCCAGUUCUGACCAAACAACAAUGCGUACUAGUAUCGUGUUGCUUUAAUAAACAGAUAUGCGGUACAUCUCCAA
This is a messenger RNA of Anopheles funestus (African malaria mosquito), 1952 nucleotides long. RefSeq names its product vanin-like protein 1. Gene Ontology annotation, molecular function: hydrolase activity, acting on carbon-nitrogen (but not peptide) bonds, in linear amides. Bases 190 to 1779 code for a protein of 529 amino acids. NCBI's taxonomy places the organism in Eukaryota, Metazoa, Arthropoda, Insecta, Diptera, Culicidae. The record is from RefSeq and is a predicted model, not a curated record. The transcript is spliced from 5 exons.